Messenger RNA from Scleropages formosus (Asian bonytongue), 2026 nucleotides. RefSeq names its product xylosylprotein beta 1,4-galactosyltransferase, polypeptide 7 (galactosyltransferase I) (gene b4galt7). The record is from RefSeq and is a predicted model, not a curated record. Gene Ontology annotation, cellular component: Golgi apparatus. Gene Ontology annotation, biological process: proteoglycan biosynthetic process; carbohydrate metabolic process. The coding region runs from base 422 to 1420 and encodes 332 amino acids. The transcript is spliced from 7 exons. Gene Ontology annotation, molecular function: xylosylprotein 4-beta-galactosyltransferase activity. NCBI's taxonomy places the organism in Eukaryota, Metazoa, Chordata, Actinopteri, Osteoglossiformes, Osteoglossidae.
UCCGCCAGCGUGUGGAGUUCCUGAAAUUAGAGCAGAGGAGCAGGAUGAAGCACCGCUGCUCUUUUUUUCGUUCCGUGCUCACCGUUUUUCUUUGCAGAAAUGUUUAAUAUCUGCGUGCGUGUGAGGCUAACCUUUGUGUGCAGUUGAGACACAGGAGAAAUAAUACGAGUUCCUGUUAAUUUAACCGUGACGCCAGAAUGAUAUUCAAAGCUGGGGGGUGAGAGUGAGAAAGUGAGACACGUUUGAGGAAGAAAAUCCACACAUUACGUGAUAUGAGAGAAAAUGCAGCGGUGACAGGAAGAGAAGGAGCAGAAACAAGUGGUGUGUGGAGGAGGAUAUGGAGAAGUGCGGGUUCAAAAAAACCCGAAACUGGUGCUGAAAUUAAUAAUUCACACAAAAUAAUAAGGAGCGGAGUGUAAAGAUGAUGUAUUCUUCUCGAAGGAAACCCGUCCUCUAUUUCAAAGAAGACAGAAGAUCCGACCCCCGCAAAGGUCUUCCUCGGCCCAGGAGCGGCGUAUUGCCGUGGCAGAAGUGCUCCGUCUUCAAACUCUUCUGCCUGUGCACGGUGCUGGUGUUCGGCUCGCUCCUGUGGCUGCAGCUCAGCUGCUCUGGGGACGUGAGCCGCGUCUCCGUGGAGGACGGCCAUGUGCCUCAACAGCCUUGCCCCCUGGGGAAGCAGGCGCCCGCGUUGGACGACCCCUCGUGGGGUCCUCACAGGAUGGCCCUCCUCGUCCCUUUCCGGGAGCGAUUCGAAGAGCUGCUCGUCUUCGUCCCGUACAUGCACUCCUUCUUAAACAAGAAAAAAAUACGGCACAAGAUUUUUGUCAUCAAUCAAGUGGAUCACUAUCGGUUCAACAGGGCUUCCCUGAUCAAUGUCGGUUUCCUGGAGACCGGGAACGACACUGAUUACAUCGCCAUGCACGAUGUGGACCUGCUGCCUCAGAACGAGGCCCUGGACUACGGUUUCCCAGAGCGGGGGCCCUUUCACGUGGCUUCGCCCGAGCUUCACCCGCUGUACCACUACAAGACGUAUGUCGGGGGUAUCCUGCUGCUCACCAAACAGCACUAUCAGAUGUGCAAUGGCAUGUCUAACCGCUUCUGGGGAUGGGGACGAGAGGACGAUGAGUUCUACAGGAGGCUGAGGAAGGCUGAGCUCCAGCUUUACCGACCAACUGGAAUAAAUACUGGGUACCAGACGUUCCGGCACAUCCACGACCCGGCCUGGAGGAAGAGGGACCAGAAGAGAAUUGCUGCACAGAAGCAGGAGCAGUUCAAAGUAGACCCCGAGGGCGGACUGACCAACCUGCAUUACAAGGUGGAGUCCAGACAGGAAGUGAGUAUCAGCGGUGCCCCCUGCACAGUCAUCAAUGUUGAGUUGGAGUGCGACCAGGAUGAAACGCCCUGGUGCCUGCUGAACUAGAGGGCCGCGGCUGCGGUCGCAGAAUGCUGGGUUGAGUCCAGCAGGACCGGGCUCCACCCACUUGCUGUGAUGGGUGGGUCCAUCGUCCAGUGGAGCAGGCGGAUCGACGUGAGUGGGUGACACGGUCGAAGAGUUGGGAAGCACAGAGACACGGCAACGUGUGGUUGCCCCACCGAAAUGGCAGUAUGAGUAUCGCCAGUAUUUCUCUUACAUGCUUUACCGUGGACGGCAGGUACUGUAGGUGCUUAGAUCACAACUCAAAGGCCUCAAAGAGAAAACUAAACACCCAGUGGUGUCUCCAAAACGGUCAGCAGUCUGAGCUUCAUGUUUUCUAUUGAACUGGUAGGUGUGAAAACAGUGUCAGACAUAGCUGAUCCUCAAGUUCUUUCAUUUUUUUUUUAUUUUUAAUAUGUAUUCUGUAGAUGUAUAGAAUGUGACAGUGAAACUGCUCAUAUUUGGCGAUAGAGUUGUUUCGGUUCGGUACGUGAAAAUAACACAUAACAAAGCGGUAUUCGCCUUCCUGAAGGCUUCAAACUGCACGUCUCCACUUCGGAACCCAAGAGAUGGGUCGCUGGCAGAUUCCUAGAGCACAAGUGGCCGGAAGUU